Molecule: messenger RNA, 3604 nt
Organism: Aedes aegypti (yellow fever mosquito)
Lineage: Eukaryota; Metazoa; Arthropoda; Insecta; Diptera; Culicidae
Product: NFX1-type zinc finger-containing protein 1
Exons: 4
Coding region: 115-2883 (922 amino acids)
Biological process (GO): regulatory ncRNA-mediated heterochromatin formation
Cellular component (GO): nuclear RNA-directed RNA polymerase complex
Molecular function (GO): helicase activity
Source: RefSeq, a predicted model, not a curated record
UUUCCGCCGCGGAGCCGAACGAACGCUCGCUUCUCUCCGCAACGAAAUAAUCCUUAUUUCCGCCGGUUCCGACCACCGGCCAACCGGAAGUUUGAAUCGUAUACUGCGUGGAAAAUGGCGAGCACUGGAGCCCCGCCCCCGCCACCGCCACUCGAUGACGAUGACGAUUGGUUCAGCAAGGAUAUCGACGACUUUGUAGUUGACAUCAAAAAGGACUCUUCGGCCGAACCGGGAGCAGAUGUUGACACGGCUGCAAGCUUGCUUCUAGAAUCGCUGCGGACCAAUCCGAAGCAGUUUUUCGACGAUGUCGGUGGCAAUUAUUUCGAUCCGUUCGUUGCUGCCCAAUCGGCGGCGAGUACUUCCGAAACGAAAUUCCACCUGCCGGAGGAUCGGAACGGCUAUGUGCAGAAGAUUCCAUAUUCGAAGCUGCUGAAUCUGUCGGAGAACGAAAGCCGGGAGGUGCUGUUGGACAUCUACAGCCAGAGGGAACAAUUUGUGAAGACAUUCAGCCAGGAAAAGUGCGGCGACGAGUUGAUGCUGGUGACGAUGAAGAUUAUGAACAAAAUCGCAUCGCUUCCGGUGUUCGAGAUUAACGAGGAGCUGUUCCUGGCGCUGGUCAAGGAAAAGAACUUUUGGAACAAUUUGAUCAUGUUUUUCAAGCGGAGCACCAAUCAGGCGGAAGCCCGCAAGAAGAAAAAUAAGGGCAAAGUUCAGGGUGUUAGUGUGAUGGACAUGUUGCUCGCAGUUGGCAAAGUGGUUGGGAAUGUUCGAAGAAUUCUCGGUGAGAAGAAACGGAUUGCAAAGUUCCUGGAAGAGCUGACGGCGGUGUUGGCGAAGGCCAGCGUAAAAUCGGACGCGCUUGGUCUGGGAGGAAGCGUUCCCAGCAGCAGCGUCAAGCACUGGAGUAUUUAUCCCACAUUGGACGAUCUGAAAGGUCCAGGAACAGACCUAAAACCGAACAUCGUAAGUGGGAAGUUUCCCUCGGUAGACCACUACCUUGAGGUGCACCUGAAUCUGCUGAAGGAAGACUUUUUGAUUCCGCUUCGCGAAGGCAUUGCAGCUUACGUAGCGCACAGCAAAAGUGGAUCGGAUAUGCCAUUCUACGGUGACAACAUCCGCGUCCACGGGUGCGUAAAACUACUUCUUCCGGGCAAUGUGAACCGUCGCUCUGCUAAAGAGGAGCUGGUCAUAGUCGAUUUGGAUCCGAUUGAUCGUAGUAUUAAUGGCGGUGGCAAGUCGAUGCGCUUCAGCAAAUGGGGUUUGGCGAACUCGAAGCGUCUGAUGCACGGUUCGAUGGUUUGCUUCUCGUCGGGAUUGCAGUUCGAUGAUUUGAUUGUGGCCAUCAUUAGCCACCGAGACGGCGAGCAACUUUCCAAUGGGUACAUAUGCGUUGAAAUCAUCAAAGUGGAAAACAUGAAUGACAUUUUCGAUCGCGAACUACUGAUGAUUGAGAGUGAGAUAUUCUUUGAGCCUUACCACCACGUGUUCAAUGUGGUAAAGAAUCUCAAACCGGACACAUUUCCCUUUAAGUCCUACAUUGUAGACUCACAAUCGCAGCAUCAGUACCCUGACUACAUCUCCCGGGACCGCAGGGCUAUGUUCAGCCACAAAGGGCAGCUCUACAAUGUUAAAGUCCCAAGUGAAUGGCCCGAAACUGGAUCACCCAUCGGGCUUAAUCCUUCACAGUACAAAGCGUUCAAGCUGGCGUUAACACACAAAUUUGCUCUGAUCCAGGGUCCACCCGGAACGGGGAAAACCUUCAUUGGUCAGGAAAUCGUGCAAGCCCUACUGUCGAACACGGAACACCAAAUCCUACUGAUUUGUCUCACUAACCAUGCCUUGGAUCAGUUCCUAAGUGGGGUGCUGCGUUACAGUAACAGCAUCGUGCGCAUGGGUAGCCAGUCAAAACACGCUCUUCUCGACAGCUACAACGUGAAACAGCUGAACGAAGACGUUCUCAUCGAUAAACGUCUCAGAACUUGCUACUACAACAGCAAACAAGAAUAUCUCAAACAGAUGGAAGAAUUCGAGAAACUACAGAAAGAAGGUAGCAGCGAAGAGAUCGUCCAUUGUUUGAACUGCUUGCAGCAAUCGUCUCGUCGGAUCCACGAACUAAACCAGCUAUCGAACUACGAGUUCGUCAAGAACAUCCGCGUAGUCGGCAUGACAACAACCUUUGCCGCCCGUAACCACACCCUCCUACAGCUGCUGAAAUCCCCUAUCGUCCUGAUCGAGGAAGCUGCUGAAGUCCUGGAGUCGCAUAUCGUCGCUUCGUUGACCCCGUGGACUGAACAUUGCAUCCUGAUUGGGGACCACUACCAACUUCGUCCUACUACAAGCGUAUACGGCCUGGCCCAGCGCUACCAGAUGGACAUUUCCCUAUUCGAGCGCAUGAUCAAAAACCAGGUGAAUGUGGUUUGCCUGGAGGAACAGCACCGGAUGCGUCCGGAAUUUGCCGACUUGAUUCGACCGACCAUCUAUUGGACCUUGCUGGACGCUGAUUCGGUGCGGGGGCGCCCGAAGGUGAAAGGCAUGCGGAAGAAUAUGUUCUUUUUCACGCACACCGCACCGGAGGAUGUUGCCGGGCGGGAUGAUGAAAAGUCGAAGAAGAACAGCUACGAGUGCAAGUUCGUGCUCGGGCUGGGCGAGUAUCUGAUAGCACAGGGUUAUCGUCCGGAAGACAUUGUCAUUCUGACCGCGUACAACGGACAGAUGUUGCAGCUGGUGCAGGAACGUAAGGGCCACGAGAAGCUCCACGGGAUACGGAUAACCGUGGUGGACAACUACCAAGGUGAGGAGGCCAAAAUCAUCCUGCUCUCGUUGGUACGCAGCAACGACUCGAAUUCGAUUGGCUUCCUGGCUUCCGCAAUCGGAUUUGCGUAGCGCUGUCACGAGCCCGCAAUGGUCUCUACAUGGUGGGCACAUGGACCUGCUGGCGGGUGCAGCAAAAUUUGGCAAAGUAUUAAACAAAGACUGGAAGAACACUCGGCGAUUGGCGACACGCUGGGAACUGAUGUGCGAAGAACAUAUGAAUAUUAUUUAAGGUUCGAUAGGAGUCAUGUAACAUAAGGUUCUGUGUUUUAAACAUGUUCUUAUCAUUUACAGAUUAACCAUCCGGAUGAGUUUUGAAAAGGUCGGAUCGGUGGGCUGCCAGGACAUGUGUCGGGUGGUGAAAGAAUGUGGCCACCAGUGCGACAGUUUCUGUCACGGGUCCAUGUAUCCGCAAUAGAACCUGGUCUGUGCUAUCAGGAAGAGGUUGCCGGGUAUUAUUGAAUUACCACGAGAAUGGCAACGGUACAUGAUGCAGGAUUUUGACUAACAUUUCUAAUAAAAAGUUAAUAUUUACAUUUUACGCAAAACAAUUCACAACAUUUUAAAACCUUCAAGCAGAUUUUUUAACAAACGUCUCUUACAAUCGAUAUGAAAUGAAUUUUACGUACAAUUUUAGCCCUUACCCAUGAAUAUAGGUAACAAGAAUUAUAUGCCACUGUAGUGUAGAUGGAAAUGAAUUGAUAAACCCCUUUCUCUUCAGAAGAGAAAUACUCGUCUAGUUUAUAGAAUUCCACAAAAAAAAAACACAAAUAUAUUUAUUCACAAACGAAAA